UUUUUUUUACUAUCUUUCCAGCCCUAAUACACACGUCUGUCUCUGAAAGCUUUGCACCCGUACCACGCACUUGCACACCUGCCCACCAUUCUCUCCUCCAGGAACCAUCCCCACCUCCUCGCCUCGAAAGCACCCCGCAUUACCACCAUAACUCCCACGCACCUCUCGCAAACCCAGCACCAGCACCGCCAGCACCCAUCUACCAUGCUUUGUUCCCUCAUCCGUAAAAUGUGUUCUACAACUCCAACUAGUCUCCUCCAGGAACAGCAGCUACAGAAAACCACCGCCUACCUUAACAAAGCCCUCGCCAGCAUGUCUUCGCACUCUUGUCUCGCGGCCUUCGAGCCCUCCACCUCGUCUCCUUCCCUUGCGGCCUUCGACCCCCCCACCUCGCCUCCUUCGCCCGCUAUGAGCAUGCAGAGCAUCAACGGCGACGACUUUGACGACCAUGAGCACCAGCAGCCUCGCAAGAUCAAGGUCAUGAUCAUCGACGACAACACCAUCAACCUGUCUAUCCUCUCGCGCCUACUCAGCAAGCACUUCGCAGACACGAUCCAGCUCGCCUCUGUCCAUAAUUCGGGUCUCUCCGCCCUUGACCAGCUCACCAAGGACAAGGUCGACCUCAUCCUCAUGGACAUCGAUAUGCCCGGACUCUCUGGUGUCGAGACCACGACCGCGAUCCGCAACAACAACUCCCAUACCCAGCACUCGAUCUUGGAGCAGAACAAGAAUGUCCCAAUCAUCGCCGUCACAACCUCCGAUGGUGAGGAGCAGCGCGAGCUCUACCGCCAGGUUGGCAUGUCCGGCUGCGUCUCCAAGCCCAUUAACAUCUCCAAGCUGCGCAUGGCUAUCGAGGAGGCCAUGAAGACCGUUCCAACCGUCGCCACAGGUUGAUCCCUCGGCCCCCGUCCUCUCUUUUUAAAUACCACAUCCCAAAAAAAUUUUGCUAUUUUCGCAACGCAAUUUUCUGCCUUUUUUUUGACACCCCCCCCCCCCCCCCCUCC
Gamsiella multidivaricata is the source of this 1004-nucleotide messenger RNA. Its product is annotated as CheY-like superfamily. Lineage: Eukaryota; Fungi; Mortierellomycota; Mortierellomycetes; Mortierellales; Mortierellaceae. Gene Ontology annotation, biological process: phosphorelay signal transduction system. The coding region runs from base 205 to 894 and encodes 229 amino acids. The record is from RefSeq and is a predicted model, not a curated record. The transcript has a single exon.